Messenger RNA from Penicillium daleae, 1431 nucleotides. Its product is annotated as MFS transporter. The record is from RefSeq and is a predicted model, not a curated record. Gene Ontology annotation, molecular function: transmembrane transporter activity. The transcript is spliced from 2 exons. Gene Ontology annotation, biological process: transmembrane transport. NCBI's taxonomy places the organism in Eukaryota, Fungi, Ascomycota, Eurotiomycetes, Eurotiales, Aspergillaceae. The coding region runs from base 1 to 1431 and encodes 476 amino acids.
AUGUCGCCCGAGAAAAGCACAAUCAUGGUUGACUUUGAAGGGGACCACCCUCAAGAUUGGCCACAGUCUCGGAAGUGGCUGAUCAUGGUUACAGUGGCUAUUCCAUUAUUCCUGAUGCCUCUCUCUUCCACAAUAACCACUCCCGCGGAAGAGGCUAUCGCAGCAGAGUUCAAUGCCACUUCCUCCGUCACCGGACCGCUAGCACUAUCCUUAUUUCUUCUGAUGUACUGCCUUGGACCCAUUCUUCUUGGUCCUUUGAGCGAGCUAUUUGGACGACUGCUGGUAUUACAGGCGGGAAACCUGUUCUACUUCGUCUUCAACCUUGCAGCCGGUUUCUCGAGAAGCAUGCCACAGCUUCUGCUGUUUCGACUGCUUAGUGGAACGGGUGCUAGUGCUUCUUUGGCCGUUGGGGCGAGUAUGAUUGGAGAUGUCUUCCGGAAGGAAGAACGGGGGCUCCCCGUAGCCCUCGUUAGCAUGGGUCCCGUUCUGGGAUCAUGUUUAGGCCCCAUAGUUGGUGGCUUCAUUGCCGACUUUUCGACGUGGCGCUGGGCAUUCUACUCAACAUCCAUCGCAUCCGGGGCUUUUCUGGUCUUGUGCGGCACUAUGGCACGAGAGAGCUACGCUCCCGUUCUCCUUCAGCGGAAGAAGCAGAAACAAAUGAAGGAACACGCAACAGAGAAAGAGGGAAAUAAUCCAGUAUGGAAGACCCCCUAUGAGAAAGAGAAUGAGACUAUUGGUCAGCGCUACCGACGAACGCUCUUCCGGUCCCUUUACUUUCUCUGCACACAACCCAUUGUACAAGCGCUGGCUUGCUAUUAUGGAUAUCUGUAUGGUAUUGUGUAUCUGCUUCUGUCCAGCUUCUCCAACCUGUGGAAAGACCAAUACCAUAUGAAACUCAGCAUAGGCACGCUCAACUAUAUAGCGCCCUGCAUCGGUUAUCUAUUUGGAGCAGCGGUUUGCGCUUUUCUUACCGACCGGGUCUACAAAUUUCAAGUGACAAAGAAUCAAGGUGUUGGCAAGCCUGAAUUCCGCCUACCGAUGAUGGUCCCGGCAUCCUUGCUCGUGCCCUUUGGUCUUUUGUGGUUCGGAUGGAGCGCGGAGUACAAGGCACACUGGAUUGUUCCUGACCUUGGUAUUGCCUUACCACUCAUGGGUGCUACCAUUGUUUUCCAAUGUGUCAGUGCGUAUCUCCUCGAUACUUUCCCUGUGUAUGCCGCUAGCGCAAAUGGCGCGGUGUAUAUUUUGCGCGGAUUGACUGGAUUUGGGUUCCCCCUAUUCAGUCCUGAGAUGUACUCGGCUUUGGGAUACGGAUGGGGAAACAGUGUUUUGGCAUUGAUAGCCUUGAUGGUUGGGUGCCCCAUUCCAUUCAUCUUGUGGAAAUACGGGGAGAAGUUUCGAGCACGGAGCAGUUAUGCAGACCAUACAAAGUAG